UUGCUCACUCCUUACAGAUCACACACCUUAACCCUGACUUUUCUGGCUCCAGUUUUCAAAGGAAGUGAAGGCAAGAUGAAGAACCAUUUGCUUUUCUGGGGAGUCCUGGCCAUUUUUGUUAAGGCUGUUCUUGUGACAGCCCAAGAUGAAGAUGAAAGGACUGUUCUUGUUAACAACAAAUGCAAGUGUGCCCGUGUGACUUCCAGGCUCAUCCCUUCUGCCGAGGAUCCUAGUCAAGACAUUAUAGAGAGACACAUCAGAAUUAUUGUUCCUCUGAACAACAGGGAGAAUAUCUCUGAUCCCACCACGCCACUGAGAACCAAAUUUGUGUACCAUUUGUCCGACCUCUGCAAAAAAUGUGAUCCUACGGAAGUGGAACUGGAAAAUCAAGUAGUUACUGCCACCCAGAGCAAUAUCUGUGAUGAGGACGAGACCUGCUAUGCUUAUGACAGAAACAAGUGCUAUACAAAUAGGGUCCCACUUUCGUAUGGUGGUAAGACCGUAAUGGUGGAAACAGCCUUGACCCCAGAAUCCUGCUAUCCUGACUAAUUUAUUGCUGACCGCACAGCUCCUUCUCUUGAAAGGCUCUCCAUUUUGACCCAGAAAGUUAAUAUAUUUACCGCCAAUGAAUUUGAAACCAUAAUUUUCUUUUUGAUAAUGUAAAACUUUCCUCCAAGGCAAUCAAAACAGUAAUAUUGUUAUUUUUAUUAGGUAAUUAUAUUCUACAUGUUGACUGUCUUAUCAUCCUGGGGUAUAUGUUCUUAAGAAUAUAAUUUCUAACAUUUAAAAGAUAGGUAAGAAGAAAAAAAAUGAAACUCAAGGUUAAAAAUCAGGAUACAGAAUUAAAUUUUGUCUUUUUUUUUUUUUUUUUGCUUUUCUUUGGAGAGCCAGAGCUUUUGCAUAUUCUAUGCUAUUCUCUUAAAAAAAUAAAACUGUGCAGAGAAAAGUGAUGUGUAAACACAGGUUGAUUAUAGUUCUUCAUGAUGCAAGUGAUUGGAAAAUAUGUUUUAGAAAUAUUUAUAAAAAUAAUUAAAAUGGGAUUUUUAAUAUUUAUGAUACCAAUGAGCUGAAAGGGACAUAAUUAAGUGCAUAAUUAAAAAAUAUGUUUUGAUGUAAUACAGAUUUGAUGGCAGAUGGUACAGAUUAAAAAAUUUUUUUUGAUAAUCAGGAUAAUGUAAGAAAUUCCCAUUGGAAAUUAUCAAUGUUGUAACUGAAUCUAACAUAUUUCAAAACAUGUAUUUCAAAAUAUGUAUUCUCUAACACAGUUUGAACAAUUAAAUAGAUUCUUAAGCAUA
Messenger RNA from Pteronotus mesoamericanus, 1295 nucleotides. RefSeq names its product joining chain of multimeric IgA and IgM (gene JCHAIN). The coding region runs from base 76 to 549 and encodes 157 amino acids. Gene Ontology annotation, biological process: humoral immune response. The record is from RefSeq and is a predicted model, not a curated record. Gene Ontology annotation, cellular component: pentameric IgM immunoglobulin complex. The transcript has 4 exons. Lineage: Eukaryota; Metazoa; Chordata; Mammalia; Chiroptera; Mormoopidae. Gene Ontology annotation, molecular function: immunoglobulin receptor binding.